GCGGAGUGUGCUUUAAUGGACAAUGUACUGCUAUGUAUGCCUGAAGUACUUGAGAUGCAAAUUUGGGACAACUUUACCAUCUAAAUGCUUGGCUGGAUUAAGCGCCUGAUGAGGAUGGUUUUUCAACAAGUUGGAGUAAGCAUGCAAUCGGUACUUUGGUCUGGAAAACCAUAUGGUUCAUCUCGAAGUAUUGUAAGGAAAAUUGGUACUAACUUAUCUCUGAUUCAGUGUCCAAGAGUUCAAUUUCAGCUUACCAGCCAUGCAACAGAAUGGAGUCCCAACCACCUGGGAGAGGAUGCAGUGGUAUCUUUUGCUGAUGUUGGAUGGGUAGCCACAGAAGGAGGAGAGUGUUCAACAAUACUAAGGACAGAAGUCAGGUCAAAGCCACCCCUUCACGAAGACCUUCCUUUCUUUGAGAAGCCCCCAAGCAGGCAUAUUUCCUUACCAAACUUGUCUCAAGAAGAGCCUCCACCGAAGACUACAACACUGGCCAAUGAGGAAGCCCUGCAAAAGAUCUGUGCACUUGAAAAUGAACUUGCUACUCUCAGAGCUCAGAUUGCCAAAAUCAUAACCCUGCAAGAGCAACAAAAUCUCACUGCAGUAGGUGACUUGGUUUCUGCUACGUCUGUUACCACGGCCCCACCUCCUCCUCCACCACCACCACCACCACCACCUCCUCUACCCGCUCCACCAGGGCUCCACCAAAGUAAAUCUGCUAUUGAUUUGAUUAAAGAGCGAAGAGGGCAAAAAGCCAGUGCUGGAAAGACUUUGGCUAAGAACAAUCCAAAGAAAUCUGACAUGCCAAAUAUGCUAGAAAUCCUUAAAGAUAUGAAUAGUGUAAAACUUCGGUCAGUUAAGAGGUCAGAGCAAGAUGUAAAGCCCAAGCCAGUAGAUGCUACUGACCCUGCUGCCCUCAUAGCAGAAGCUUUGAAAAAGAAAUUUGCUUAUCGGUAUCGAAGCAAUAGCCAAGGUGAAGUUGAAAAAGGAUCUCCAAAGUCUGAAUCAGAGACCACCUCAGAGACAGCCUUGUUUGGGCCACAUAUGUUGAAGUCUACAGGAAAAAUGAAGGCUUUAAUUGAAAAUGUUUCAAAUUCCUAAUGGACAAUGAGCUGAGAAAAAUUUCCUGCUUCAGCUGGUUUGUGAGGGCUGAAUUUGGCUAGUAGAAAUUGACACUAUUUAGUAAAUACCUGACUUUAGUAUUCAGUGGUCUCCUUUUUAACCUAGAGGAUUAAGCAAUAAUGGAAGCACCAUAACUUUGUUUUGCUUUAUGAGAUGGUCAGUUCUGGAGCUUCCCAUAACAUACUGAAUUCUGAUAUGUUUUUCAAGUAUAGCCAGGAGAUGGAGGCUUCCAAUCUUGAAAACAUUCCUAAGAUUUCAGAACACAGAAAGGACAUUUGUGGAUUUUACUGUGCAUUUAAAAUUCUUAACACUAAUUUAUCUGUACAAAUGUUUUAUAUACAUAUGUUUGGAUAUAAAACAGUUUAAAAAU
This is a messenger RNA of Sciurus carolinensis (gray squirrel), 1489 nucleotides long. RefSeq names its product mitochondrial fission regulator 1-like. The record is from RefSeq and is a predicted model, not a curated record. NCBI's taxonomy places the organism in Eukaryota, Metazoa, Chordata, Mammalia, Rodentia, Sciuridae. The coding region runs from base 85 to 1098 and encodes 337 amino acids. Gene Ontology annotation, biological process: mitochondrial fission; aerobic respiration. The transcript has a single exon. Gene Ontology annotation, cellular component: mitochondrion.